Messenger RNA from Pseudopipra pipra, 3049 nucleotides. It is a transcript of the gene STARD7, whose product is annotated as StAR related lipid transfer domain containing 7. The coding region runs from base 1459 to 2343 and encodes 294 amino acids. The transcript is spliced from 8 exons. Lineage: Eukaryota; Metazoa; Chordata; Aves; Passeriformes; Pipridae. Gene Ontology annotation, molecular function: lipid binding. The record is from RefSeq and is a predicted model, not a curated record.
ACACUGGGAACGGGGCCCCCAAGUCCCCGGGAUACCCCCACCGUGGGACACCCAGGACAGGGACACCCCCCCCCGCCUCCACUGGGGCCUCCAGGUCCCCCAGCACCCUCUCCCCUUCCUUAGAUCCUGGGUACCCCCAAAUCCUCAGGGUUCCCCCCGAUUUCCUGGGAUGGGAGUGCCCAUCUUGUGUUGAUCUGGGGGUGCCCCUCUAAAUUUUGGGGUGCCCUGCCAAAAUUUGCCCUGGAAGGUGCCCCCUUCCUUUUUUGGGGUGCUGGGGGGCACUGUUCCCUAAAUCCUCUCCCUCUGGGGUAUCCCCCAAUUCGGACCUUAGAGUGCCCCAAUUCUGAUCUCGGGGUACCCCCCUGUCCCCCCAAAUCCCUCCCCAAAAUUCCUGAGGGGGUUGUUGGGGUGUCCCCUCCACCCACCCCAAACUUUGGGAUGCUGCCUGGGGGUGGUGUCAUUGGGAAUUCUCCCCAUGGAAAAAGGGGUUCUCCACUCCAUUGCUGGGGACCCUCCAAACCCAUCCCUGUGCCCAAAGCGGGGGGUGAGACACCCAAAUCUCACGGGAUGGAGGUAGAAGGGCCUCCCCCCCACCAGCAGCUCUUGGAGUGUCCUUGGAAUCUCGAGGAUUCCUUAGGGAUUAAUUCCCUUAAUUACCCCAUGACUCAGCAGGGGGUAAUUAACCCUUUAUGGGAAUCUUGGGAUCUGAAAUUCCACCUCCAGGUUCCUCAUCCCACAGGGAUUCAUCACCCAGAGUUUGAGAAGCACCUCAUUUAAAGCUUAAUUAACCCUGGAGUUAAUGAGGAAUCCCCCCCCCCUCCUGGCACCUCUGGAGAUUUUAGGGAGAUUCCCAGCUGGGAAAAAGCCCCAAAUCCCAAUUUCAUUCCCCAAAAAGGAGCCUUUGGGAUUGAGGAUAAACCCUGGGGAGUUUUCCAGUGGCUCAGCAGGGCUGGGUUUAGUCCUGGGAUUAAAACCAGGUGGGAUUUCCUUGCUCAAGGUCAGGUCUUGAGCCUCCUCAACUGGAUUUGAGGAUUCCAAAUCCUCUUCCUGAGCCUUUUCCCAGGCACAGGAACGUUCCCUGGGAUUCUUCUUCUUCGUUUUUCCUUUCUCCUCAUUCCAUUUAUUUCCUCUCCAUCUCCAGCCUAAUUCUGGGAGCAGCAAAGCCCCCAGUGGGAUCUUGGCUGGAAUUCUGGCAGCUCUUGGCAGGCAGGAAUUUCCUUCCCCUCUUCCACAUCCAACAUUUUUGGCUGGACAGGUGGGAAUGAGCCUCACACAGGCCCUAAAAUGAUCCCAGGAAUCCAUGAACAGGUGAAAUCCAUGCAGAGAAUCCCUUUUUCCUCAUGGGCUGAGUCACCUCCCGGGGUUUCAGUCGACUCCCAGUUUUCCUUCCUGCUCAUUUCACUUCAGGAAAGGCUUGUUUUUCCUUGGGAAAAGUAGAAUUCCUGGCUGGAAGGUGCCAUGGGGGGAUCACACGUGUCCCACUUGGACACGUGGAGCUGGACAGGGGUCAGGGAAGCGGCUCCAGUGUCCCCUUGGUGUCCCCUUGUCCUUGCUCUGGAGGCUCCUGGGAUCGGGCUGUGCCGGAUGGAGCCACUGCCAAGCUCCGCGCAGGAGAUGAAGCACAUGGAGAACCUGUCCAGCCUGGCCCAGGGCAGUGGCCCCAUGGAAUUCCAGCCCUCGGAGCGGGAGCAGCCCUGGGAGCUCAUCAUGGACAAGAAGCACUUCAGGCUGUGGCGGAGGCCGAUCCAGGGAUCCCACCUGUACCAGUACCGAGUGUUUGGAUCCUACACGGAUGUGACUCCUAGGCAAUUCUUCAAUGUCCAGCUGGACACGGAAUAUCGGAAGAAAUGGGAUUCCCUGGUGAUCAAACUGGAUGUGAUCGAGCGGGACGUGGCCACGGGCUCCGAGGUGAUUCACUGGGUCACCCACUUCCCGUAUCCCAUGUAUUCCCGGGAUUACGUCUACGUCCGGCGCUACAGCGUGGACAAGGAGAACAACCUGAUGGUGCUGGUGUCGAGGGCUGUGGAGCAUCCCAGCGUUCCCGAGGAUCCCGAGUACGUCCGGGUGAGGACCUACGAGUCCCAGAUGGUGAUCCGACCCCACAAAACCUUUGAUGAGAAUGGGUUCGAUUACCUGCUCACCUACAGUGACAACCCCCAGACCGUGUUCCCGCGCUACUGCGUCAGCUGGAUGGUCUCCAGCGGAAUGCCGGAUUUCCUGGAGAAACUGCACUCGGCGGCCCUGAAGGCCAAGAAGAUGGAGCUGGAGGUCCGGGAUUACCUUUCCAAGGGCUCAGACACGGCCCCGGAGCCCUGUGGCCCCGCCCAGCUGGAAUAUGCCUGAGGCACUGGAAUUCUGGGAAUUGCCUCGGACAGGGACCUGUGCUGUGGGAUUUCAGCCCCAUUUUCCCUCCCCAUCCCAUUCCCGAUGCUCAAGGACAGGGAUUUGUUCCCCCUGCUGCGUGUCUGUGGUGGAAUCUGCGUCUCCUGGUCGAUGUUUCCUCAUCCUGACAGGGAAAACCCAUGGAAUUCCCACUUCUUCUGGCAGUGGGUUCUCCCCACUCCUCAUCCCUGCUCAGACUGGAAUGUUUUCGGGAUGCGGUGGCACCACAGGGAUUGGUGAUGGUGCUCCACGUCACCAUUUCCACGGGGUUUUCCCCCCAGAAACAGCCCUUUGAACUCAUCCCUUUGGGAUUUCUGGGACUGGGAGUUGGGAUUACUGGGAUGGGGGGUUGGGAUUACUGGGAAGGGGCGUUUGAACUGGUGAAACUGGGAAAAAAAAAGGCAGUUUUGGGGGGGUUUUAGGGAUUGGGGGGCACUGGUGCUGCCCUGGGUCACCCUGAGCCCCCUCCCCAGUUUGGGGGGUCUCCGUUGGCCUUGGGAAUCUGGGAAAACAGCAGGAGCAGGAAACUACUUAAUAAACAUCUAGGAUCUUCAUUAGCUCCUAAUUAACGACCCCCCUUCUCCCAGUCACCAGUUUGGGGGGGUUUGGGCCCCCCUUUAAUCAUCACUCUAAAUUCUCACUUUAUAAUAAAUUUAUCCUAAUUUUA